Messenger RNA from Melanotaenia boesemani (Boeseman's rainbowfish), 1990 nucleotides. RefSeq names its product NOP2/Sun RNA methyltransferase 3 (gene nsun3). Gene Ontology annotation, molecular function: methyltransferase activity. Gene Ontology annotation, cellular component: mitochondrial large ribosomal subunit. The coding region runs from base 342 to 1688 and encodes 448 amino acids. NCBI's taxonomy places the organism in Eukaryota, Metazoa, Chordata, Actinopteri, Atheriniformes, Melanotaeniidae. The transcript has 6 exons. The record is from RefSeq and is a predicted model, not a curated record. Gene Ontology annotation, biological process: rRNA methylation.
CAUUGAAUUUCAAUGUCAGUUUUGCUCAAGAACCCUAUGUGUCCAUCCGAGAACAUCGUAACAGGGAUUGCUGCUGUCGUGUUCAGAUAAUGUUACGCUCUAAUUUAUUUGAAUAUACGUACGUGGUUCCACGAAACAUUAUUUUUCCCCACUCGGACCUCUGGCGGAACUAAAGCACAGUUCAUGUUGUGGAGGGGAGGAAUUUCAAUAACGUACUCAACAAUGUCAAAGCGUUUUUUCAUUUUUGGUAGGGAAUUGUAAAGGUGGUGAAAUUCGGAUAUGUUAGUACGCAGAUGUAGGUGCGUCAGUUUUACAGUAAAUCGUGGAAAAUCUGGUUUGCAAUGAAAAAGCUAACGCCAACGCUUUUAUGGUGUUUAUGGUCGUCUAACUGUCACACAGGACCCAAUGUAGUUUUACAGCCGAUUAAAGGAAAAGGGGCUCGGAAUAACGAGGUAAGAAAAACCCAGAAAACAGAAAGAUCCUUGUGUCCAGCAGUUCUCAGUCACUUUGACCAGCAGUACAGUGAAGAACUUGGAGACUUGUGGACAUCUGCAAGAGCAGUUUUCCUGGACCCUCAGUCUUGGCAGUAUGGAGUCAUGCUCAAUCGCUUCAGUGUUGUGACAGACAUCAUGCAGAUUCUUCAGUCUCAGGGUUUUUCAGCAUUGCUGCCGCAAACACAGGUGUCACAGUUCAUGUGUAAUGGUGCCUCCACUGUGUCUAAUUCCAAUAACAAAGAAGGAAAAGAUAAUCUGUUGUCUUGUCACCACACCUCCAAGGGCUCUCCUGAGGACUCAGAUUUCCAGCCAUACAUCACUUCUCAUGCUCUCACUCAGGGCUCUCAGUCAAAGCCCUGUCUUACUUUACCCCAUACUUCACUGCAGUGUUACAUCCACUCAAGUCCACUGAGGUUUCCCUCUCAGGCUCACAGACCUGGGCAACUGAAGCAGUACUACCUCCUGAAUGCUGCCUCCCUGCUACCAGUGCUCGCUCUGCAAAUCAGAGAUGGAGACAAGGUUUUGGAUCUUUGUUCUGCUCCUGGAGGCAAAGCCAUAGCCAUAAUGCAGAGUGCAACUCCAGAGCUUCUCUGCUGUAAUGAACCAGAUCCUCACAGACGGGACUGGCUGAGCAAAACCCUAGCUUCUUUUCUGCCCAGCUCACUAAACAACAGAGUGGUUGUGUCUGCACAGGAUGGACAGGCUUUUGGGCAAAGUGAAGCAGGCUUUUAUGACAAGGUUUUAGUUGAUGCUCCUUGUUCCAAUGACAGGAGCUGGUUGUAUUCUAGCAACAGCCAGCAGGUGGCGCAGAGGCUGAAAGACAGAGUCAGACUGCCUGUACUACAGGCUCAACUGCUUAGGUCUGCAUUAUCUGCAGUGCGCCCGGGGGGUGUUGUGGUCUAUUCAACUUGCACACUUUCAAGCUUUGAGAACUACGCUGUUGUUGAGACAGUGCUAAAAGACUUUCCUGAGGCUGAACCCGAAGAUCUAUGGGAGGAGAUUGCCAUUUCCUUAAAAAAAUACUUUGAAUUUAGUUCUUACCCUGGUCAUAGCCAGUUACGUCCUGACCCAUCCCUGCUGCCAGAAAGCAGCGCUGCGUCCGCUUAUCACCACAGACUUGGCAUUCUAGUCGUUCCUCAACCUGGCAAGACCUGGGGACCCAUGUUUUUGUCUCGGAUUAGAAGAAAGGAAUGAGGUGGAUCUUUAUAUCCAGAGAAGAUGUGUGAAAUGAAAUUAAAUAAAAAUGCAAGUGACAGAUAACCUCAAUACAAAGUCAUGUACUUGGCAGUAGCGGCAGCAGUUGUUAACACAUGCAGAUAUAAACAUGCCAGUGUCAACACAUACCUUAUAAAUGUCAGGAGUGAUGCUCUUCUCUGCACUUUCAUCACUGCUACACAAAUCAUCUGGAGGAUUUUUGUGUUGCCGCUGUAGUGUUUCAUGCUUGCCUACUAACUAAUGUCUUCUGAAUGCAUACAAUAAAUAUUUUUAACAGUGUA